UUUAUUUAAAUAAUCAUCUAUAAAUCACCGCUGAUCUUCUUCUCCAGUGAGCUAUUUCCUUUUUCACAGUUGUCCAGCAGCCAUGGUUUCUCUAGAAGAUUCUCACUCACACUCUCACUCUCGAAUCAACACCAAUUUUACUUCCCGCUACACCGAAUCGCGGCCGUGCUACUACUACACCCCGCCGCCGUCCUCGGCCAAAAUCAGCCGCUCCUUCGGCCGGUCCAUGCGCACCAUACGGUCCAACAUCUUCCAACCCGAUCAAUCCGUCGAGAAACCGAUUAACGAGUCGGAAAACCUCACCGACUCGUUCGUCGACCUCCGCCUCGGUGAGCUCGCCAACAAAUCGUCGGGUAAUUCGAAAAGCCUUUCCUCCGCCGAAAUCGACGAUAUAUUGGACACCUCACGCGCCUUCAGCGAUUUCUCCGCGUGCUCCAGCGAUAUUUCAGGAGAGCUCCGGCGUCUCGCCACUCUCCCCGAGUCAGCACCGAGUCAGGGUUUGAACUCUGAUCUCGACUCAGAAACGUGUGCAGGUUUUCUACAGAGGGAAGCGUUUUCGUCGGAGAUAAUCGAGAGCAUCUCACCUGAAGACCUCCACCCAACCGUGAAACUCUGCGUCGACGGUCUGCAAUCGCCGUCGAUCGCGCUGAAAAGAUCCGCCGCCGCCAAAUUACGUCUGCUGGCGAAAAAUCGAGCCGACAAUCGGGCCUUAAUCGGAGAAAUCGGAGCAGUACCCGCCCUAAUUCCCCUCCUCCGUUGCCCCGACCCGACGACCCAGGAGCACGCAGUCACCGCCCUCCUCAAUCUCUCCCUCCACGAAACCAACAAACUCCUAAUCAUGAGGCCCGCCACCGCCGCCACCGCCGUGAAAUCCCUAAUCUACGUAUUGAAAACCGGCACCGACACCUCCAAGCAGAACGCCGCCUGCGCACUCCUCAGCCUAUCCUCCACCGACGACAACAAAUUAUCCAUCGGCGCGUGUGGUGCAAUCCCCCCACUAAUCGCACUUCUCAUAAACGGAUCCAACCGAGGCAAAAAAGACGCACUCACUACUCUCUACAAGCUCUGCUCGGUGAACCUCAACAAGGAGAGAGCGGUGAGCGCCGGCGCAGCAAGACCGCUCGUGGGGCUGGUCGGAGAACAGGGCACCGGACUUGCGGAGAAGGCCAUGGUGGUGCUGAGUAGCUUAGCCGGAAUCGAAAUCGGGGCCGAGGCUAUCGUCGAAGAAGGCGGGAUCGGCGCUUUCGUGGAAGCCAUCGAAGAUGGCAGUAAUAAAGGGAAAGAGUUUGCAGUUUCUGCACUAGUCCAUCUUUGCGCCGAAAGUGUCGCGAACAGAGGAUUGCUCGUUCGUGAAGGCGCGAUUCCGCCAUUGGUCGCUUUGUCGCAAACCGGAACGGCCAAAGCUAAGCAUAAGGCGGAAACACUACUGAGGUACUUGAGAGAAUCAAGACAAGAAGGAUCGUCUUCAACUCCAUAAAAGGUGUGAUUCUAUUUUUGAGGGUUUCUAUGAUUUUGAGCUUGUUUGUGUAGUAAUGGUUUGGCUUGUCUGUAUAUAGCAACAACAACUGUGUUAAUGGCUUUGUAUAAAGUGUUUCAUUUUUUUUUUUUUACAUAAUUUUGAGAGUUUUUAGAUAAACAAGAAAGUGUAGAAAUAUUUAGAAGCUAAGCUAAGAAAAUAAGCAGCUGACCUUUUAGUUGUAAUUUGGUUGACUGGGUUUUUUUUCAUUAGGCUUUGUUUUGGGGGUUAUGAUCAUCUUUAAUUUGUUGAUGAAGAAACCCUAAUUCUUUAUUAUUAGAGUUUUUUGUUUGA
Erythranthe guttata (spotted monkey flower) is the source of this 1810-nucleotide messenger RNA. RefSeq lists its product as uncharacterized. NCBI's taxonomy places the organism in Eukaryota, Viridiplantae, Streptophyta, Magnoliopsida, Lamiales, Phrymaceae. The record is from RefSeq and is a predicted model, not a curated record. Gene Ontology annotation, molecular function: protein binding.